Cucumis melo (muskmelon) is the source of this 2117-nucleotide messenger RNA. RefSeq lists its product as uncharacterized. Gene Ontology annotation, biological process: peptidyl-lysine monomethylation. The coding region runs from base 159 to 1901 and encodes 580 amino acids. NCBI's taxonomy places the organism in Eukaryota, Viridiplantae, Streptophyta, Magnoliopsida, Cucurbitales, Cucurbitaceae. The record is from RefSeq and is a predicted model, not a curated record. Gene Ontology annotation, molecular function: protein-lysine N-methyltransferase activity. The transcript is spliced from 16 exons.
AACCGUAAAAUCUUGGGAUAUAAAGAAUGAAUUCUAUAUACAUAAAUAUGUAUAUUUUUUCCCUUCGGAAAAGAGUGUCCCUUUGGUCAUUUUCCGCAAUCGCCACAAUUGUAUGUAAUUGUGCCUAAAACGCAACAGUAAACGUCAGUCAGCAGAAGAUGGCGAACUCCGACGAAGCAAAUCUUGAACUUUUUCUCCAAUGGCUACAGGUUAAUGGAGCAGACCUUCGAGGUUGCACGAUCAAGUACAGUGAUUUGAGCAAAGGGUGUGGACUUUUUUCUGCAAACGAUGCCUCUGAUGGGGUUCUAUUAGUUGUUCCCCUAGAUCUAGCAAUCACUCCAAUGAGAGUUUUGCAAGAUCCUCUUUAUGGACCAGAGUGUAGAGCAAUGUAUGAAGAAGGUGAAGUAGAUGAUAGAUUUUUGAUGAUUUUGUUCCUCAUGGUUGAGCGGCUGCGUGAAAAUUCUUCAUGGAAACCGUACCUUGAUGUGCUUCCUACAAGAUUUGGGAAUCCACUUUGGUUUACUGAUAACGAGCUCUUGGAACUGAAGGGUACCACACUUUAUCGAGCAACUGAAUUACAGAAAAAUUCACUGCAGUCAUUGUAUGAAAAUAAAGUGAAGAAAUUGGUUAGUAGAUUGUUGACUCUUGAAGGGUUUUCAGGAAGGGAGGUGAGCUUUGAAGAUUUCCUAUGGGCAAAUUCCAUUUUCUGGGCACGUGCCUUGAACAUUCCAAUGCCGCAUGAUUAUGUAUUUCCUAAAAUUCAAGAAGAGGUUGGAAGUGACUCCUUGAUAGAAGAAACUGCUGAGGUUUCAACUUCUGCUGUCUGUGAUGUGCAGUUGGCUUGCACUAAGAAUGAAGAUGGGUGCGAAGAUCUUCGGAUGAUUGAUAGCGCAGCUACUGGAGAAACAUUUGGGUCUUUAAAACAAGAAACUGUCUGGGUGGAGGGUCUUGUUCCUGGUGUUGACUUUUGCAAUCAUGAUCUGAAAGCAACAGCAACAUGGGAAGUUGAUGGAAUAGGGUCCACUACUGGAGUUCCUUUCUCAAUGUACCUCCUCUCUGCUUUAAUCCUUGAUAUAUCUGGAAAAGCUGUUUCAAGGUCAUCCGGAGUGGAGGAGGUUUCGAUCAGCUACGGUAACAAGGGGAAUGAGGAGCUCCUUUAUCUUUACGGAUUUGUCAUGGAAGAUAAUCCAGAUGAUUAUCUCAUGGUACACUAUCCUUUAGAAGCAAUCCAGAAUGCUUCCUUUUCCGAUUCGAAGUUACAGCUGCUUGAAUUACAGAAGGCUGAAAUGCGGUGUCUUUUACCAAGAAGGUUGCUGGAUCAUGGAUUUCACCCACCAAAAACCUCAAAUAUCAAAGAAAAUGUUGACUGCAGCAACAGAGCUUGCAAUUACAGCUGGAGUGGUCAGCGCAAGCUACCUUCUUACUUGGACAAGCUGAUAUUCCCUGAGAAAUUUUUAACUGCAUUGAGAACUAUAUCAAUGGAGGAGGACGAGCUUAUGCAGGUUUCCUCUUUACUGGCAGAGAUUGUAGGACCUGAAGAGGAUAGGCAGCCCACUGACACUGACGUCCAAGCUGCAGUCUGGGAGGCUUGUGGUGACUCUGGAGCUUUGCAAUUGCUUGUUGAUCUUCUUCAAAAGAAGAUGAUGGAUCUUGAAGAAGGCACCGGAACUCUGGACAGUGACACUAAGCUGCUAAAAGAGGCCCAAGUGACUGAAAGCGUGAACGCAAAUGGCUUGUGUCAGGAUUCUGCUAGAUUAUUAGACGACAAGAAGCCGCAAAACUUGAUGAGCAGGAACCAAUGGUGUAGCAUUGUUUAUCGCCAUGGUCAGAAGGAACUAACCAGUCUUUUUCUGAAGGAGGCAGAACAUGCUUUGCAUUUGUCAUUAAGUGAGGAAAACUGAACACCACUUUAACAACUCUCUCUAGCACAGUUUUGCAUGUAGUUAUAGGUUUCAUCUGUUUCUUUGUAAUUUAAAUGCAUGGGAUUUUUUUCCCUUGAUCAUCUUUAGUAAUUUUAUGCUUGUGAAAUUUACUUUCAUGCAUUUCAAAAUAAAAAAUCUCCUCCAAAAUUACUGGCCAUAUUUAUAAUGUCAAGGUUUAGUUUGUGUCCCCAUUGA